UUCCUUUUCUUUAAUUACGGAUGGUUUCGAUUUUUAAAGCAAUUCGAGAUAAUAAUGUCGAAUUAUUAAAUUAUUUUAUUGACCUAAGUACAGGCGAACAACAAAAUACAAACAUACCGAAACACACGGUACAGUGGUUGCAGCAACAACUUCGAACUUCAGGCCAAAAGUAUUAUGAUAUCAAUAAACGCUCUUCAAGAGGAAGGACGCCUUUGCACUAUGCUGCUACUUGGAAUAGAAUAGAUAUUGCUCAGGCUCUGAUCAGCUGUCAGCAUGUCAAUGUGAAUCUACAAGAUCGAGAGAAUGGCUGGACAGCAUUGCAUAGAUCGUUGUAUAUGGGCAAUAUUGAGAUUGCAAGAAUGUUAUUGAAGCGAGAGGACAUUGAUUUGGAUAUCAAAGAUUGGGAAGGGCUGACAGCAUUCGAAGUCUAUCAAAGCACGAUUCAAGAUGCGUUUCCUAAAGAGCGCGUCUUGUUAAAAGACGAGGCAUUGACAACAGAAGAUAGAGAAGAUCAAGAAUUACGUCUUUCUUUGCGUUCGUCUGACAAACAUACACGAAAAGGAGGCACCGAUCUCUACACUUGGGGACACAAUACAAAUUAUGUCUUGGGCCAUCCUGAUUCUGAAAACAGAACAAAGCCAGAAAGAGUCAAACUUCAACUGGAAUCGCAACAGUCGACCUUGAUGAUGAAAAGACCCAACUAUGUGAUUGAAUCUGUUGUGAUGUCUAAGUACCAUAUGGCUAUCUUGACAAGUGACUCAAGUCAUAAUCUAUUAGUCUGUGGGUUUGGUAGAGGAGGUCGAUUAGGCCUAGGAAAAGAUCUGGAGACGCAGUUUAUUCCAGUGGCAGUGCCAUGGCCUGAGCGUAUUGUGUCUGUUGCACUGGGUCGAGACCAUACUGUAGCUGUGACAGAAAGUGGACAUGUUAUCACAUUUGGUAGCAAUGAUAUGGGUCAGCUAGGUUAUGAGACGGAUCAUCAAGACCAACUUGUGCCACGCAAAAUUCAAGCACAGAGUCUAAAAAAGCAGCCGAUCCUCGGCGCUGCUGCUUCUAGAAUCCAUUCUGUUGUGUUCACCUUGACAGAUAUCUUCACAUUCGGUCUAAAUCAAGGUCAACUGGGGUACCAUCAACCUGACCAUGAUCCUUGCCAAACAACACCUAGGAAGGUGAGUAUGUCCACAGAGAUAGUGCAAGUGGUUGCCAAUGACAAUGCCACUGCGGUAUUGAACAAAUCGCACGAAGUGAUUUUAUUAUGCAACUAUAACCAGCAGAAACUAUUUUUUCCCAUUCAUCGCUUCCCAAAGCAUAUUGUUGUUCAUCGCUCCGAGCCAAAUUAUGCAGUCAAGUUGAUUUCAAGUGGCUCAGAAUAUUUAGGCGCUGUUACAAAUACAGGUGAUGUUUUUAUAUGGACCUGUCGAUCACUUCGUCGCAAUUCAGAACAGAUGCGAAAAGCGUGUGCGACAAACAAACAAACCACCAUCAUUUCAGCUCCGAAGCCCAUCUGGGCCCUGCAUAAGGCCCAUCAUGCGGCCAUAGAUGCAAGUAUAGGCCAACAUGGCGAGAUUGUGAUCUGUACUGUGUCUGGACAUGUCUUUGUGGGACGAAACGAGGCUAACGGAUACAAGUUUAGCCCUAUUCCUCAUUUGCAGCGAUGUAUUAAGGUCUGUGCUAAUUUAAGUGGUGCUUUUGCUGCAAUUCGAUCCGAAUAUGUGUUGCCUGCUUUGACCACAGUCUUACCUUCGACACUGGAGCAUGACUUGGCUAUCGCUUUGCCUCAUAUGAAUAUCGCCAAGGAACUACAAAGUCAAUUACGACAUACUGAAUCACUUAUGGAACUCGAAGUCAAGAGCGAAAGACAUACUCGCAUGACUGCCACCAUAGAAGAUGAUGAAGCAGCUUUGCAAUACCAGCAAAAAAGAGAAACCAUGGUCAAGCAAAAACAUCAUGAUAUGAUGCUGUCUUUUGUGAAUGAAGCAUGGGAUCGCAUAGACAUUAUUUCUAGACAAGAUGAUACACUGGAUAUUGUGUUUAUGAUUAACGACAAGCGUAUUUAUUGUCAUAGCUCUCUUUUGCAAUGCCGAAGUAGAUUGUUUAGGCAACUGAUAGACUGCGUUGAUCGUACGUUGGAUCAACAACUGACUAUUAAGGUGAAGAAGCGAGAAGCAGAUGGCAGGAUUGAAAUACAUAUAGACCAGUGUCAGACAGCAUCUCUAUUGCUGCUUUUGGACUAUGUAUAUACAGACACAUAUGAACAUCCUAUGAAGGCCUUUUUCAAGUUACCGCCUUUAUGCUUUGAAGGCUUUGAUCUCCCUUCUUCAGCUAUGGUCAAGUCAGUACAGAAAGAUCUUGUCACACUGGCCAAUUUGUUUGAUUUACCUCUCUUGAUAUCCUCUGCACAAUCAUCUUUUGGCCAUACACCUGUUCCUAGCCUAAAAGACAGCCUAAAGCAGUUGAAAGAAAAAAGAGCUGAAAUUUCCAUCUUGACAAAAGACAGUGGUCAGACACUAAACUGCCAUCGAAUCAUCUUACGACAACGUUGUCCUUUCUUUAGCAACCUCUUCAAGCCUCAAUCCGUCUGGAUCCAGACACGAAAAGAACAAAACAAGCAAGCUAUGAUUGUCAACUUAGACCAUAUGACUCAUGAUAUCAUGAAGAUCAUCCUUGAUUACAUCUAUCUGGACAAAGAUGAGUCUAGUCUAUUUGAUGAGAUUGAACAGGACAAAGAAGAAUCCAUGAUGAAGUUUCUUCUUGAAUUGCUUUGUGAAGCGGAUUACUUGUUAUUGGAGAGACUCAAGACAAUCACCGAGAAGGCAUUGGUUCGGUUUAUCAAGCUGCGUUCAGCACCUACGAUUGCUGAUUAUGCAAACACCUAUCUUGCAGACAACUUGAAAAAGGCAUGUCUACAGUUUAUCAGCGUCAAUUUACCUGUUUUUUUGAGAGCAAACAUGCUGGAUACCAUGGCUGUUUCGCUUGUACGUGAUCUAGAAGCAUUUGUGCGUCAACUGCAGAUGGUGGUGAUGCCGCUUGUGCCUAAAGGAAAUUAUGUGGCGCCUGACGACGACCAAGAAGCGCUUUUAGAGGAAGAGGAUACUGAGUUUUCUAGUUCCAUGUAUGCGCUCUCUCGAGGUGAUGGUAGUACUGUUUCUUUUGAUGAAAUCUUGGUUACCAUGUAUCCUGAAAAGACACCUAAGGAGACAGCAAAAAAAUCAUCACCGCCUCCUCCUUCUACUCCAGCAGAAAACUCCAAUAAAACAAAACGAGAUACACGCAUUUCUCUCGAGUCACUUGAACCACAACAAGAAAAGCGACAACCUUCAGCAAGCUGGGCUCCUGUGGCUGUCAAUGAAGCCACCUCGACAACAAAACUUUCAUUGCGAGAAAUUAUCGAAACAGAAAACAAACCGGUGGAAGUGAAGACUAAUUCAAAGGCUGUUAUGCCCAAAAAAAUAUCUCAAAAAGAAAGGAAGAGACUCGUGCACCAACAAGAAGUUGCAGCAGCCAUGGAAUCUUCUUCCUCGACAUCGAAACCUGUCUGGGGCAAACUUCCUGUCAUUGAUGUCAAGCCAAUUUUGAAAAAUACAGAAUUCAUCAAAGAUACCUCGAUACCUCUGCUAAACCAUGAUGGCAAAGGCAAAAAAGUAUACAUUUCUCAACAAAAUCUAAAUCAGAUUGAAGUAGCAGACAGCAACAGUCGACAACCAUUAGAGCCAAAAAAGCCUCAAGUGUUAUUCAACCCUACAGAAAGUCUCGGCUCUACAUUCAAAUUGACACCUAUUCGUCGAUUCAACUUCAACAAGGAAUCAACACAAACCAAUGUUGAAAGAUCCUUCCAAUCUAUUCAAAAACAACAAGAACUAGAAGACAGUUGGAUCAAGGGAGACAAGCCUAAGAAGAAUAUUUUAAGAAUACAGAAAGAAGAACAAGCUGUGACAAGUAUUGGGCAAUACUAUAUUCAAACUUUAGAAAUUAUGAGUGGUGAAUGGUGCGAAGUACAAAGAAUUACCACUCGUUAAUUUAAUAAACACUUGUUAAAAACAAGAGUAUAAAAAAGAUGGUUCGACAAAUAUGCAGAUUUUCACAGAAGCCAAAUAAGAUGAGUAAUGCAAAUAUUUCAAACACCAC
This is a messenger RNA of Gilbertella persicaria, 4122 nucleotides long. RefSeq lists its product as uncharacterized. The transcript has 8 exons. Bases 21 to 4013 code for a protein of 1330 amino acids. Lineage: Eukaryota; Fungi; Mucoromycota; Mucoromycetes; Mucorales; Choanephoraceae. The record is from RefSeq and is a predicted model, not a curated record. Gene Ontology annotation, molecular function: protein binding.